ACAAUUGUCGGAGGAAUGCUGGCCUUCCAGAUUAAUUUUCUGGGCGUGGGAGAAAGUUCCACAUUGCGCCUGGGCUAGGCGAGGGAUCAGGUCUGCUCUUCUCAGAAAUCCCGACAGGGCAAGGCCCUGAAACGCCACAGCCGCAGUCUCCAUUUGGCAGCAGCUCUGUUUCUAUGCAUUCCUGGCUCAGAGGGUGACCCCGUUACACAAACUAGAACUCUGUAGGUCCCUCCUUUAGUGUAUGAAAUGGCCAACGUUACACAGAUAUCCAAAGAUGAACUAGAAGAACUCAGAGAGGCCUUUGCCAAAGUUGACCUCAAUAGCAAUGGGUUUAUCUGUGACUAUGAACUACACGAGCUCUUCAAAGAAGCCAACCUGCCUCUUCCUGGCUACAAAGUCAGGGAAAUAAUUCAGAAGCUCAUGAUUGAUGGUGACAAGAAUAAAGAUGGAAGGAUCAGCUUUGAAGAAUUUGUUUAUAUCUUUCAAGAGGUGAAGAGCAGUGACAUUGCUAAAACGUUCAGAAAAGCCAUCAACCGGAAAGAAGGCAUUUGUGCUAUCGGUGGUACAUCUGAGCUGUCUAGUGAAGGCACUCAGCACUCUUACUCAGAGGAAGAAAAAUACGCCUUUGUGAACUGGAUAAACAAAGCCUUAGAAAAUGACCCAGAUUGCAGGCAUGUCAUUCCAAUGAACCCAAACACAGAUGAUCUCUUCAAAGCUGUUGGGGAUGGAAUUGUUCUGUGUAAAAUGAUCAACCUUUCUGUUCCUGACACAAUUGAUGAAAGAGCAAUCAACAAGAAGAAGCUGACACCAUUCAUAAUUCAGGAGAAUUUGAACUUGGCUCUAAACUCCGCCUCUGCCAUUGGGUGCCACGUGGUCAACAUUGGAGCAGAGGAUUUGCGGGAAGGGAAGCCGCACCUGGUCCUGGGACUCCUGUGGCAGAUUAUCAAGAUUGGCUUGUUUGCAGACAUAGAGCUCAGCCGAAAUGAAGCUUUGGCUGCUUUGCUUCGAGAUGGGGAAACCUUAGAAGACCUGAUGAAAUUGUCCCCUGAGGAGCUGCUCCUGAGAUGGGCAAACUUCCACUUGGAAAAUGCUGGGUGGCACAAGAUCAAUAACUUCAGCUCAGAGAUUAAGGACUCCAGGGCAUAUUUCCAUCUCCUCAACCAAAUUGCACCCAAAGGGCAGAAAGAAGGAGAGCCCCAGAUUGAUAUUAACAUGUCUGGCUUCAAUGAGAAAGAUGACUUGAAGAGGGCUGAGUGCAUGCUGCAGCAGGCAGACAGGCUGGGCUGCCGGCAAUUUGUUACUCCAGCGGAUGUUGUCAGUGGCAACCCUAAGCUGAACCUGGCAUUCGUUGCAAACUUGUUUAACAAGUACCCAGCACUCACCAAGCCUGAGAACCAGGACAUUGAUUGGACCCUGCUGGAAGGUGAGACCAGAGAAGAGAGAACAUUCCGCAACUGGAUGAAUUCCCUUGGAGUAAACCCACACGUCAACCACCUCUACGGAGACCUGCAAGAUGCACUGGUGAUCUUACAGCUCUACGAAAAGAUCAAAGUUCCUGUAGACUGGAAUAAAGUCAACAAGCCCCCGUACCCAAAACUUGGAGCAAACAUGAAAAAGCUAGAAAAUUGUAAUUAUGCCGUAGACUUGGGGAAGCACCCGGCAAAGUUCUCCCUGGUUGGCAUUGGUGGGCAGGAUCUUAACGACGGGAACCCAACCCUCACGCUGGCUUUAGUCUGGCAGUUGAUGAGAAGGUACACCCUGAAUGUCCUUGAGGAUCUUGGAGAUGGUCAAAAAGCCAAUGAUGAUAUCAUUGUCAGUUGGGUGAACAGGACCUUGAGGGAAGCGGAGAAAUCGAGUUCCAUUCAGAGCUUUAAGGACAAGACUAUCAGCAGCAGCUUGGCAGUUGUGGAUUUGAUUGAUGCUAUUCAACCUGGUUGUAUAAAUUAUGACCUUGUAAAGACAGGAGAUCUAUCAGAAGAAGACAAACACAGUAAUGCCAAGUAUGCUGUGUCAAUGGCUAGAAGAAUUGGUGCCAGAGUUUAUGCUCUCCCCGAAGACCUCGUAGAGGUGAAGCCCAAGAUGGUGAUGACCGUGUUUGCUUGCUUGAUGGGCCGAGGAAUGAAGAGAGUUUAAAACCUGGCUCCACACCAAAGCGCCCAAACGUCCACCUCCCCUUCGGCUCGCGUCUUGCGGGAUCAGCCUUUUCAGCCUGAAGUGCUGUCAGCCCUCAAGAACUGUCCAAGCGGUUGUUUAUUUUUUGUUUGUUUGUUUUUAAGAAAAGGACUCAGAGUUUCGCUUUGCAAGGCAGGAAUGCAGAGAGAAUUUCUGGGGAAGGGGAGUGUUAACUCACAGAACCUCUUUCCAUGGAGUUCCGGGCGUUGUGUUGACACUUCCUUGUUAGGUUUGUCUCCUCACGUGCCUGUGGAAAUGCAUCCGAAUCAGAACAGCUUCCUGGAGCAGCCUGCCAGGAUGAUGACCAAAGUUUUCUCCCCACACAUGCUCAGUUCUUUGGUGAGCUGCUAGAGGUGGCUGGCACCAGUCUUCAGAAAGACACAUCUCGCUCUUCGGUUCUUACAAAUUAAAACAAGGCUUUUUUUUAAAAAAAAAAUCUCAUGGUCCAGGCAUGCGAAGGCUUUGAGUUUUCAUUGAGCUUGCUGUCACUCAGUUGUUACAAAGGCUGUAGCUGGGGCUGGGUGUAAGCCAUGUUCUGUGCUGCAAAAAUUAGAACUUCAAAUUGGGCAAUUGCAUAACUUCUGUUUUGCAUAACUUAUUCUGCAGUUUUAACUAGUUUGCUUAAUUUAGUCAGGGGGAGCUAUGCAAGACUCUGACGCUAACCCUGCCCCCCUACACCCUACUGUUACAGAAACAGGAAAACCUGUUGUGCCUCCUUUCAGGCUUCUGAGAUUUUAAGCAGUCAACACCCACUCACUUCCAAGAUGUCUUUACCGCCACAAGAAAUAGAAGCGUAAAUAAUUAAAGCUUUGAUUCUCAGGAAGUGGGGUUUUGUGCCCAAUAACCAGGUUCUUUGGGUUUUCUGCACUUCUACAACAUCCCAGCAUAUGCAUAGUUCAGGCAACGGCACAGAUGUCGAAGGGUGUAGAGUGUGUGUGAGGGGUGGGGGUGGGGGGAAGAUACUUCCAAAGAUCAGUCUUCCUGCAGUAUUCUUCAUUCAUGGUGCUGCUCGUUUUUCCUGUACAGCCUAGCAAUAUUUUUGAUUACUUUACAGACGUAAGCAUAGCCAGUUUAUUUUUGCUAUGUCCUUUUUAUAAAAAGUUCUUCAUGUGAGAAGUAUCACCUUCCAAGGCUACUGCAUUGCCAAUGGCUUAAUUAAAUCCAGAGAACUGAAUGAAUGCAAUUUUUUUUGUACCAUAGCUUGGGUCUGUUGUUUGCUGAGAUAGUAUUUUUUUUCCUUUUCCCACGACAAACUCCUUUUUUUUUGGAUUUUUAAUUAUUUAAAGUGCUCUUAGAAGUAUGUGAAACUGUGUGAGAAGUGUUUGAUGGAUGGGAUCAGGCCAGCUCCAUAAACGUUAGGGACCAGUAACUUGAAGAGCGGAAUGUGCUGAAACUUAAGAAAGUAUUUUUUUAUAAAUAAACAAAAUGUUGUCACCAAAGAGCGGGGGGGGGGGGGAAGCAUUUUAUCCAUAGGAUCAAGUGUACUUUGGCUUUGGCAAGCUGUUAGCUUAUCCUUCAGAUCCUAUUUGUCUCCCUGGAUCUUCCAAGCAAUGUACUAUGACGGCAAAAGUGUAGAUGAAAUAAAAUCAUUUUAAUAAGGCCAAA
Molecule: messenger RNA, 3777 nt
Organism: Eublepharis macularius
Lineage: Eukaryota; Metazoa; Chordata; Lepidosauria; Squamata; Eublepharidae
Gene: PLS3
Product: plastin 3
Exons: 17
Coding region: 247-2133 (628 amino acids)
Biological process (GO): actin filament network formation; actin filament bundle assembly
Cellular component (GO): actin filament; actin filament bundle; cytoplasm
Molecular function (GO): calcium ion binding; actin filament binding
Source: RefSeq, a predicted model, not a curated record